Molecule: messenger RNA, 2591 nt
Organism: Mus pahari (shrew mouse)
Lineage: Eukaryota; Metazoa; Chordata; Mammalia; Rodentia; Muridae
Gene: Ramp1
Product: receptor activity modifying protein 1
Exons: 3
Coding region: 268-714 (148 amino acids)
Biological process (GO): receptor internalization; calcium ion transport; regulation of G protein-coupled receptor signaling pathway
Cellular component (GO): signaling receptor complex; membrane; cell surface
Molecular function (GO): coreceptor activity
Source: RefSeq, a predicted model, not a curated record
GGAACCCAGCCGUCAGAGCGAGGUGCUGAGUUUGGGGACCUGGAGACCCUCCAAGAUCAUUCGGCCCUGCAGACAUUCCAAGAGGCUUCCCUCUAGUCCCAGCUGCGCUCCAGCCUCAGGUGCCGCCCGCCAGCUUCCGCCCUCGACAGCCACGGGCGUGGGAGCCGCAGUGGGCCGGGCGCGGUCUCUCCUUAGCUCCCGCCCCCGGCGCGUCUCCAGCGAGCGCAGAGCUCGGCAAGGCGCUGGGACGGUGGGGCUCUGCUUGCCAUGGCCCCGGGCCUGCGGGGCCUCCCGCGGUGUGGCCUCUGGCUACUGCUGGCUCACCAUCUCUUCAUGGUCACUGCCUGCCGGGACCCUGACUAUGGGACUCUCAUCCAGGAGCUGUGCCUCAGCCGCUUCAAGGAGAGCAUGGAGACUAUCGGGAAGACGCUAUGGUGUGACUGGGGAAAGACCAUACGGAGCUAUGGGGAGCUCACUUACUGCACCAAGCACGUGGCGCACAAGAUUGGCUGCUUCUGGCCCAAUCCGGAAGUAGACAGAUUCUUCAUCGCUGUCCACCAUCAAUACUUCAGCAAGUGCCCCAUCUCUGGCCGGGCCCUGCGGGACCCUCCCAGCAGCAUCCUCUGCCCUUUCAUUGUGCUCCCCAUUACAGUCACACUGCUCAUGACUGCAUUGGUAGUCUGGAGGAGCAAGCACACAGAGGGCAUCGUAUAGGUAUCCCAGGUGAUGAGGGAUAGGGGAACCAUGGGCCUGGCCCAGCCACAGCAUCAGGAGCAGGUCCCACCUUGCAUCCUGCUCUAGCCUAGUUAGCACAGGACUUGAGAGUGGCUCUGCAUUAAGCUGAAUAUGCCCUGGCCAGAGGCUUCUAGCAGGCGAGCAGGGGCCUGCCUCUGCUUACCUCUGAGAUUGUUCUAAGCACCGGGUCUCUGGUACACUUCAUCACCACUGUGGGCAUUCUGACCUCCAAGGAAGACAGCACAGAUGUGUUUGUGGAUGCACAGUUUGUGAUUAAAAGAGUAUUCUUAAACUUGGGAAGUGUUCUAAAUUCUGGGUACAAAUAACCUAUACAGGGAAUCAAAGACUGGAAGAAAAUCAAGCCACUCCUGGAGAUCUGUCUUUUGCUGGUUGAGUUUAUCUCAGGGUCUCUAGCCAGAUGAUACCCAGUCAAAGGUCCCCUGAGUUUGUUGAGGGGUUCCCAAAUGAUUCUCAUACCCUUGGCCUCUACCUCAUGGUCCCUGCUUUCUUUUUGCCUUUCUUGGGUUUUUUUUUGAGACAGGGUUUCUCCAUGUAGCUCUGGCUGUCCUGGAACCUGCUCUGUAAACCAAACUGGCCUUGGACUCACAGAAAUCCUCCUGCCUCUGUCUCUCAAGUUCUGGGAUUAAAGGCGUGCGCCACCACUGACCGGCACAGCCCCUGCUUUUAGUACUUGGAAAUAGUCAUAAAUUAACAACUAUCGAGAAUACCUCCCGUGAGCCAGAACCAUUGGCUGAGUAGCACGUGAAGAAGGUGCUGUCUCUGUGUCCCCCUUCCCUAAAGGUCACACUGUCUUCCCUGAGAAACCCUAGUACACAGGACAAAUGAAGGCCAAGAGGUGCCAGGGAUGUGACCUCCUCCUCCACUCAGCACUGUCCCUCGGAUCCCUGGGAAGCCAUGGACAGUAAUGACAGUAUUAAUUUGAAAAAUAGGGUUGAGCUAUGACAGCGUGUGUCUGGAAACAAAGCACUUUGGGGUGUUGAGGUAGAAGCAUUGCUGUGAGUUUGAGGUCAACUUGGGCUUUAUAAGGACACCCUGUUUUUAAAAAAAAAAUGAGGGGGGAGGGUGGGGAAGAAUGAAGAAGAGACAGAAGAAAAAUGCAAAAGAAAAUAAGACUGGGUUCAUUUGUGACCUGAACUGGAGACCAGAGACCAGCCUGCCUUCCCGGACGUUGACAUGGAAAUCCAAAGGAUGGGAAAACAAGACAUUCAUAAGUCACAGGAUCCAAAAGCUGCAAGAGAACCAGGGAGCUGACUUGGGAGAUGGAGCUGACCCAGUGUCUCGUUCCCGGAACUGCGCAUACUAACAAGUUCUCAGGGUUUCCAGUAAACCAAGAAGCCUGGAGUUUGAGGUCAUCUGCAGAGCAUGGCCAUCCUGUGCUCAGCUAAGCAGGGGGACAGGCAAGGGAAGAGUGAGCCCAAGACUCCUCACACAUGACCCCUCUCACAGGAUGACUGCUUGUACAUCAUCAGCCUUCCAGGGGAAACCUGGUCCGCUGGGAGUAGAUCUCCAUCCGCUCCUCAAAAAUGAACAUUAGCGAUAUCCUCCUGAAAACAAGUCAGAAGUGUGGACCAGAAGUCUUGAGUGUCUGUUUGCAGUCAUUUCUCUUGUAGGGACUCAUCCCAAGUACAUAAUUACCAUGUGCACAAGGGCCCGUGGGGACCAGGAGCGGAAGAGAGGAGACACCCUCAAUGGUCCAACUGGAGGACUGCUCCAUCAGAUUAACUCCAGAUGAUGGAAGGCAAUGGUUUCCUUAAUGGCAUCCUUCGGGGCAGGGGUGUUUCCCAGUGUGUGCAGUUCAUUGAAAAUGCAGAUUUUAAAACAGGAAAUCAAGGUGA